Molecule: messenger RNA, 2049 nt
Organism: Melampsora larici-populina 98AG31
Lineage: Eukaryota; Fungi; Basidiomycota; Pucciniomycetes; Pucciniales; Melampsoraceae
Exons: 6
Coding region: 1-2049 (682 amino acids)
Biological process (GO): dolichyl monophosphate biosynthetic process
Cellular component (GO): endoplasmic reticulum membrane
Molecular function (GO): dolichol kinase activity
Source: RefSeq, a predicted model, not a curated record
AUGCCUAUCAUCAUCUUAUUCAAACCUCAAAUCUACCUAAUCUCAUUCAACUUUGGAAUCAUUCUCUGCAACAAGACCAACAGGAAGGAGGAAUUCAAUUACCAUCUUAUUCUACUCAAAAUCUCAUUCAAUCCUUAUAUUCAUCAAGAAUCAAUCUCUUCUCAUUCACCAUCAUCAACAUCUUCAGUCUCCUGUAACUCUACUCGUUUCUUCGGCUCUACCAUCAAAUCCUUUCUCAUUGCUUUGGUCUUCAGUCUCAUCGUUCGAAUCAAUGGUUUAUCUCAUCUCAAGCUAUCAAGUCUUGAAACAGGUGCAUCUGUCUUCACCUUUCUAUCAUGCUUUUACGUGAUUUCAAGACUCGCAAGGAGAGGUUUUACCCUAGGAGAAACUUCUAUCUUUGCCUCUACUGCUGUAGCCUUUACACUUGAAAUAUUCAGAUUAACAAUCUCUAGAAUCAAGUAUCGCACUUUUGUGGACUCAAUCACUUCAUCAACUAUACCAACCAAUCAAACCCUUCCGCUUGAUCUCUUACCCGGUCUCUUUCGGUUCCCUACUUCCUUGAUUGCCAUUCAACAUGUCUUUAUCUCUGCAAGCUUUUUGAUAGGCUUUUCACUUUCUCCAUUGUUAAUCUGGUCACGUAGAUUAGGUCAACAACCUACCAAAAGACUUCGUCCUACUCGAUUACAACCUUCAACUCUACACCCACCCAUUCCAUCACCCCUACCACCACCCACCACAAACACAUCUUCACCCGCAUUGAUCAAUAGCUUAGCUAGAGAUGCAUAUUAUCAUCAAUUUUCGAAUCCAGCUGGUCAUUAUAAUCAUAAAGAACAUGCAAAUCAAUCCAAAGAUCGAAUGAGAAAGAUCCUUUCACUUUCAAUCUAUCUUGGUAUCAUUUACUUUGGCUGGCUUCUUUUGAGAGGUUGGUUAGGAUGGUUAUUUAAUUUGAAUCAAUCUACUUCUUUAUCAGCAUCCAAUUCAUUCAGUGAGAAAUUCUUGGGAAACGGAUUGAAUUGGUUCUUGAGUUUUUGUUUUGUUGAUUGGAAAAGAUUGGCUAUCAUGGGAUAUUGGAUCAGUUGUUUGAUCAUUGGAAUUGGUGGUUGGACAACUUAUUUAAUUAAAAAGAAACGAAACCAACGUAAAGAAACCGAUCCACAUCGUCAUCAUCACCAUCAUCAUCAUCCACAACAUCAUUAUGUAAAAGAUUAUGUAUUAUUAAAAAGGUUUAGGUUUCAAGAAUUAACUGUGACUUGGGUUUGUAUAAGAUUAUUUAAAUUGAUGAAAAACCUGUUUGAAUCAAGUUGGUGGACAACUUCUUUGAAUCCUCCUAAUCUUUCUAAACCUUCAAAACUCAAUCUUCAAAUCGAUCCUUCAGAUCAAUAUCAUCCUUUAAAUCUCAAUCAGUCUAAUUCGUCUAAUUCGGUUUCUCUCGAAAAGAAAGCCGUCGGAAACGGAUUGAAUUUUAGACGAAAGUUUUUUCAUGGGUUGUCUUGUUUGAUGUUUAUUCCUGCGAUCUUGAUUGAUCCUGGAUUCACUUCUUUAGCUUUCACAGUCGCGUUUGUUGGAUUCACUCUAUUAGAGUUUUUAAGGUACUUUGCAGUUUACCCAAUCGGCGUGUCAAUCCAUUUAUUCUUUAAUGAAUUUAUUGAUUCAAAAGAUUCAGGUCCGGUGAUCUUGAGUCAUUUUUACCUUUUAACGGCUUGUUCUACGGGACUUUGGUUAGAAGGAAACCGUCUAGGAUCUUUGAUUGGAGUCUUUGUGGUGGGUUGGUCUGAUGCUUGGGCUUCGAUUAUUGGUAGAAGAUGGGGUAAAGGUAGGGAUUGGUAUUGUAAUCGAUCGAAAACUGUUGAAGGUACUUUGGGGUUUAUUGGAAGUUUGGUUUGGAUCGGAUUGGUUUUUAGAUACUUUAAUUUAGUGGAACAAUUUUCGAUUUUAAAAUUUAUUAUGGGUUCUAGUUUAGUAGGAAGCUUAGAAGCUUUUACAAACCAAAAUGAUAAUUUAAUUGUACCUUUAUUUGCUUGGUCUAUUUUUGAAUUAUUAGAUCUUUAA